Molecule: messenger RNA, 2287 nt
Organism: Scomber japonicus (chub mackerel)
Lineage: Eukaryota; Metazoa; Chordata; Actinopteri; Scombriformes; Scombridae
Gene: kbtbd7
Product: kelch repeat and BTB (POZ) domain containing 7
Exons: 1
Coding region: 309-2186 (625 amino acids)
Molecular function (GO): protein binding
Source: RefSeq, a predicted model, not a curated record
UACGUCUCCCUCUGUAUCUUUCGUCGUAUAAUUAGUGGAUUAUCUCAGAGUCAGACGAGACAUUAUGUUCAUUGUGAGGGUGAGAACUGUUGGUUUGCAGACACACGGGCGACCGCUGAGCCACUAGCUGGUAAUGUAUUUCUCGCAGCAUGUGUUGUAUUUUCGUGUAUAAGCUGCGGAUGUGUCACUAUCGGCGCACAGAGCCUUUGGUGUUUCCGAGUGUUGUCAACCGCAUGACAGCGGACUAUUUGAAGCCUUCACCCCCAACGUGAAAUAAAAAGCUCAGUCUCUCAGCGAAGUUUGCAGCAAUGGCUUCGGCGCUGAGUUGCUUCAGUGGUCCCGAGGUGCUAGAGGACGUGAAUCACGCCCCGGGUUUGAUGAGGGAACUGAAAUUACUCUACGACUGUCGGCUUCUUGGGGACGUUACUAUCGGGGUGGAGAGUGAUGAGGAGUCGCUGGAGCCCGGCGGAGAGUCCACCAGAAGUGACAUUGACCGGCUGUUUCUAUGCAGCCGCAACGUCCUCGCCUCCGCCAGCCCCUACUUCAAAAGCAUGUUCACCGGGGGGCUGAAUGAGAGCAUGCAGGAUAGGGUGGUCAUCCGCGGGGUGGACGCUGAGUCCAUGUCGGUCAUCAUCGACUAUUGUUACACAGGCAGGGUGACCAUCACGGAGAACAACGUGCAGAGGCUGUACGCUGCGUCAAAUAUGCUGCAGCUGGAGUACAUCAGGAAAGCCUGCUCCAGCUUCAUGACAAGGAGGCUGGACCUCUCCAACUGUGUGGGGAUUUUGAAAUUUGCAGAUACGUAUGACAACCCUGAGCUGAAGGAGAAUGCACGAGCCUUCAUAGCCAGGAACUUCAGCCAGCUGUGUAAUGGAGGGGAGCUUUGUGAGUUGGAUUUGAUGCAGCUGAAGGAGUUGCUGUCUCUGGACACUUUGGACGUGGACUGUGAGAGGAAGGUGUGCUCUGCUGCUUUACAGUGGAUAGAAGCGAAUGCACUGCAAAAAAAGGACUCAGAGGAUGCAUUACACGCAUUGAAGUGUGUUCGGUGGAACUUGUUUACUGAGAAGGACAAGUGUUACCUGGAAGGGCUCAUGACCAGGCCUUUAAUUGAGAAAUACCUUGAGUCCUUCUUCAACAGGUCUACGGAAGACGGCUGUAGCAUGUCUGCAGCUGUGGACGUACCAAAACACAGAAUAGGAGUGAGUGCUAAAGAAAUGAUUCUCUUCUUUGGCCUACCUAAUGACAACAUAAUGUGCUGUGACCCUUACUCAGAGGACCUGUAUUUCAUGGCUCCUCCCCUUGAAGAUCUCAGUAGUCAGGACUACAAGCGCUCCACCAUGGAGUCCUUAAUUGCCUGUGCCACCCCUGAAAACAACCUGUAUCUAGCCUCCCACCUUUCAAAACAUUUCUGGCUGUAUAACCCUGUGCUCAACAGCUGGCAGGAGCUGGCAGAGAGGCCACUGGGGAGGAUACACUCUGGGAUGGGCUACCUCAAUGGCCACGUGUAUCUCCUGGGAGGAAGGAACCCAGUGACGGACACCAGACUAAAGGAGGUCGAGUGUUACAGCGUCCAGAGGAACCAGUGGACGUUCGUGGCUCCUCUGCCUCAUUCUUUAGGUAAAAUGCAGGUGGUGGCAUUGAACGACCAUCUUUAUGUGGUGAACAAAAGAAGAAUGCUUUGCUAUGACCCUAAGAGGAACCGCUGGCGGCACUGUGGCUCACUGAGACGAGACAAGCUUCACAAGGCCUGCGUUUUUCAGGACCAGAUCAUCUGUGUGUGUGACAUCCCUGUGGUAAAAGCCUAUAGUCCCACCAGAGGGGAAUGGAGGAGGCUGGGUGACAUUCCUAUUGACAGCCGUGCUCUUAAUUACCAGGUGAUACAGCACAACAACAAGUUGCUCCUGCUCACACAGACUCUGCUGCAGCACAACAAGAACAGGGUCCUCAUCCAUGAAUAUGACCCAGGCAGAGACACCUGGAAGAACGUCAUGGCAGUGUACGUGUCCACCCUGGGACCGGUGUGUGUUUCGACACGGGUGUACCCGGUGUGCCUCGGCUCUGCUCACAGCUUCUCUACAGAGGAGGAUGAUGACAGCGGCUCCAGUGCAGACUGGGACUUCGAUGGACUGACGGAUGCAGACUCUGACUCUGGCAGUUCUAGCUCGUUCUCAGAUGAAAACUGGUAGCAAAGUGUGCCACUGUGUCAAAGAACUAUUACAUUUAUUUAUAAUUUAAUGAAUUGUACAGGGUUCUAUCUGUCAGGAGAGAUCGCAGAUCUAUAUUCAAC